AUGAAUACUAACAAUCAGACGAAUGAAAUUGUUGAUGACGAUGGCCAACAACGUUUUUGUCAACUACGUACAGAGUGGUUUCAUCAAACACCACAUUCAUCUGUACCACAUUUCUACGAACAAACAGUAACUACUACGACAACAACAAGCAUAAAUAAAGAAGCCAAUUCAACAACCGAUGAAAUGACAACAGUACAUUUAGAAAAAAGUCCAAUAAGACGUGUGAAUCUUGUUACAGGACCACAAUCUGCAUAUGCUCGUCUUUUUCCAGAUAAAUAUCGACGAGAACAAGAAGAUAUUACUCGAAAACAAGGAUCAAAAUGGUCGGAUUGUCAACGUUAUAAUUUCGAUCGGAUUCAAAAUCAACAAAUUUCUUUUAGUAACGAUGAUAAAAAUGAACAACUAAGACAAAAAUCUCAUCAAGUUUCAUUCGACGAUCAACAAUGCGAUGAAUAUUUAUCGAAUCAAAAUUCACGACCAAAAUUUGACUCGUAUUGUGCUGAAAAUUUAGCUCGUAUUCCACUUAAUUAUGAUCCCGAUCCAGAAAUUGUCUAUCGUGAUAAUCCAGAUAAAUUUGUUUAUAUUCAAAAAAUUGGCGUGCGCUAUUUAAAACCGCCUACGCCACCACCACCGGAACCUAUCAUUGUAAGAGAAGUGCGAGCAACACCUCCUCAAGAUCCACCACCACUCUAUAUUUCAUCAACACCACCAAUUACACCACGUACUCCAUCGCCAUGGAUUGUUCGUGAACAACCACCAACUCCACCUCGACAUCAACCGGCAACUAUUAUUACUAAAACUUUACCACCUCCGCCGAUACCACCACGUCGUGUUAUUAUUAAACGUGUUCCGCCUCUACCAGCUAAACCUCGACCGGUUAUUAUUGAAAAAUGGUUACCCUAUAAAACGCCACCAGAACGACCAAUUAUUUAUGAGCGAGUACCACAACCAGAACAAACUCAUCGAACACAACGAAAUCUUAUUCUACAAUAUGAACCUGCGCAUGUACGGGUAGAACAAGAUGUUCAAAAUGUGGGCUGUUUUCGUGUGGAUCCACAAAUUUAUCGUGCAAAAUUUGGUUCAUCACUUCGACGUACAGAUAGUAUUCAAAAAGUUUUACAAGAUAUUGGCUGUGAUCCAAAUCUUCUUGUAUCAACGGGUUAUCAACCACAGUAUGCAUCCGUGCAAGAUAAUUAUAUAUCAUCAUCAUCAUCAUCACAUUAUGAUUAUCCAAAAUCAACAACAAAAACGUGUUUUACUGAUGAACAAUUAGCAACAUUGCUUGGCACAAAGAUUAAUACGAAUCAUCAUUACGAUGUGCCAUCAACAUCGACUCAUCAAAAUCAAGUUCAUUAUACAUCAGUUAUAUCAAGUAGUUGA
Rotaria socialis is the source of this 1380-nucleotide messenger RNA. NCBI's taxonomy places the organism in Eukaryota, Metazoa, Rotifera, Eurotatoria, Philodinida, Philodinidae. The record is from the annotation of a GenBank genome assembly.